Molecule: messenger RNA, 1156 nt
Organism: Paramecium sonneborni
Lineage: Eukaryota; Ciliophora; Oligohymenophorea; Peniculida; Parameciidae
Source: the annotation of a GenBank genome assembly
AUGGAUCAAAUUUUAUUUUGUAUAAAUGAGAAAUGCACCUCAUAAUCAAGGUUAUUAUUAACUAUGGCAGAUGUACCUAAACAUAAUGAUAAAUCUCAUAAAGUAGUAUAAUUUAAAGAGUUCAAAUCUUAUGUAAUGGAAAAAUAUGGAGAUGCAGAUUUGUAGAAGAUUUAGAAAAUUACAAGUAAUGAGAAAGCAAUUAAGGAAGCGAUAUCAAAAAUAAUAAGAGAGGUUAAAGAGAAGUUGGAUCUGUUUGAGAUUAAUGAAAUUAAGUAUAAUAGAUAAAUAAUGUUAAAAUAAUAGGAAAAUGCCAAGUUUACAAUAACUUUCAGAAUAUGUAUGGACAGUUAGGAAAACAGAAAAUUUGAAAGACAUAACAGCUGAUUUGUUAAAGAGUGUUGUAGAAUUCUAAGUGGAAAAGAUUCCCAAAUACAGUUUCAUUUUGGAAUAGAUAGAUGAUCGUAUGAAUAAGUUGAAAACUGAAGUGAUUGGAAUGUUAAAAGCAUAGCAAUAUGAUUUAUAGAUUACAACAUUAGGAAAUGUUAAAUACACAUGGAGUGAUUAAUUUAAGGCUAAUAUUUAUGCAAUAAAAGACGAUGCAAAAAAGGAAAUAGAAGCAACAAGUAUUUAAUUUCUAAUUAUAUCAGCAUCUUUUAUGGGAUGGUCAUUUGCUUGUAUUUAAUAAUAAUUGACAUCUUCAAAGAGAUGGGAAAUCAAAUUAGAAAUAAGAGAAUGUGAAUAAAAGAAUUUAUAAGCUAGUUAAUUAGGAUAAUCUUAAUUAAAGAAGCAAUCAUUUAGUUUUGCUAUUGGAGUAACACUCUAAAAAGCUAGACAAUUAAAAGGUGUUGAAUAAUAAGAUUUGGCAACCAUAGGUCAUGGUUUUUAUUUAAUUAGAUCAGAUGGAUGUAUUACAUAUUUAUUAAUAAAUAAAAGGGACAUGUCAUAAUUCAGAUAAAAAUAUAAAUUGGAAAUAAGGAUUAUCUUUUACUCCAGAACCUAAAGAUGUCAUAAUAAUUAAAUUUGAUCCAACAGAUGGUGAUUUAGUAUUUGAAUAAGGGAAGAAUAAAUAUUAGAUGAAAGUUGAAAGAGCGUUAAAUGAAGUGUUUUUAUUCUGUGUACAUUUAAAAGGAUGUAAGGCCAAAAUAUUGGAUUGAGA